Molecule: messenger RNA, 1213 nt
Organism: Pocillopora verrucosa
Lineage: Eukaryota; Metazoa; Cnidaria; Anthozoa; Scleractinia; Pocilloporidae
Source: RefSeq, a predicted model, not a curated record
ACAUGUAGCUCGAAGUCUGAGUCGAUUACUUCAAAUUAAGUUACGUACAAUAAGUUUGACUAGGAUGAUAAAUUUUAUGAUCUUGUUCCUAGGAUUAUUUUGGCUACAAGAAACAGUGCAGGCGCAGGAUUUCCAGCCUCCUGUUCAAGAAAACGCUUUCAGUGAACUUUUAAGACUCGAAGAGAAGUUACUGCCGGAAUUGGAUGCAUUCGUCGCAAAAAAAGAAGAUUACUUGAAAGAGCUCCACAAGAUAAUACAUCAGAUGGAAAUUUUAAAGAAACCUUCGAAUAAGAGCGUGCAAAGCUUCCUGGGAACUCCACUGAAUCAGUACUUCCUUAUUAAGCGAUUUAUUGACAAUUGGGGAACUCUCGACGAUUAUCUUCAAUCUGAUACUUCAACACAUGAUUUACUCUCUCAAAUAAAGCUAAAAAAGGACGCGAUUCCCGCUAAAGCCAAACUCAACGAAAGAUUGCGGGUCCUAGAGGAUACACAUAACAUCGAUCCCGAGGGAUAUCGGGUCUCUUUGUGAUACAUGCUCAUAAAAAUAGAAUUCUGUCUUUUGUUGUGAGCAAAACUGACUACACACAUUAAUAGGGUAAUUAAGUAUUACUGACUGAGCUGAUAACGUAAAUUGGUCACCGUAAAGAGUUUAAAGGCUGACGUUUCGAGCGUUAGCCCUUCGUCGCUCUGACCAAGGGCCAACGCUCGAAACGUUGGCUUUUACACUCUUAACGGUGGCCAAAUCACGUUAUCAACUCAGUUGAUAAUACUAAAUUACCCUGUUAUACUCUCCCACUGACGCACCACCACAGUUUCCCUAGAAACUUACCCCCUUUACGCACAUUGAUAAUAUAACUUUUAGCGAUUCAUUUUUUGUUUGUUUGUAACGUGAUAUUGGCACCGAUCUGUGGCUAAUACAGAGGGGAUUCAUAAUUGUGACAAACAUAUAUAUAUUUUAAACAGCUUGAAAGCCUUCCGAUCCUUCAGCUUUCUCCCCCUCAAGAUCUGUUUCGCACCUCUCCCAUCUGACUGUUAUCUAUUUCUAAGUUAAUCAGUCAAGUAAUUUGGUGUUUAAUCGAGUUGGCAUUAUCAAGCUCUUUCGUUUAUUUGUUCUUAUUGACCGUUUGUGGAAUAUGACAGAAAACGACACACCACUGUUUGAUUUUGUGCAAGGUUUUCUUUAAAAAAAGGCGUAAACAUUUGAAAUUGAAGG